UGCUCCUCCUCCUCCUCCUCCUCUCCCCAGCCUUGCUCUCUCUUACCCUCUUCCCCCUCCGUUCAUUCAACUACUUCCCUCUCUCUUAGGCAGGAUGGCAGUAGGCCCGAUGCUGAUGGCAGCCCUGUGCCUGGCCCUGGCUCCCGCCACCUCCGCUCGAGUGUCCCUGCCUUUGCCUCGGAACCGUCUCUCGGAGCAGCCGAGCCGGUUCAAUUACAAGACUCGGUACUUCGUGCAGAAGAUUGAUCACUUUGGAUUUGUUGAAGAUUCCACAUUCAAACAAAGGUACUUGAUAACUGAUGCAUAUUGGAAUCAGGAUGGAGGCCCCAUUCUUUUCUAUACAGGAAACGAGGGCGACAUCACAUGGUUCUGUAAUAAUACGGGUUUUAUGUGGGAUAUCUCUAAGGAACUGGGUGCCAUGUUGGUGUUUGCUGAACAUAGAUAUUAUGGAGAGUCUGUACCUUUUGGAAAAAAAGCAUUCAGUAAUCCCAAGUAUCUGAACUACUUCACUUCAGAACAAGCUUUAGCUGACUUUGCAGUCCUUGUUAGAAAUCUCAAACAGACCAUUCCUGGAGCUCAGAAUAGUCCUGUUAUUGCAAUUGGAGGUUCCUACGGAGGAAUGUUGGCAGCUUGGUUUAGAAUGAAGUAUCCAAAUUUUGUUGUUGGAGCUCUUGCUGCUUCUGCUCCAAUAUGGCUGUUUGAAGAUUUAACCCCAUGUGAAACUUUCUAUGCUAUUGUAACUAAAGACUUCUCAAAGAGUGGAAAAGGCUGUGCUGAAAGCAUCAGACGUUCUUGGGAUGCGAUAAAUGAACUCUCAUCCGAAGCAGAAGGAUUGAAGUUUCUUUCAAGUACUUUUCAUCUUUGUUCACCAUUACAAGCAGCUGAUGUGGCUCUGUUCAAAAUGUGGCUGAUUGAAACUUGGGUUAAUCUAGCCAUGGUGGACUAUCCUUAUGAAGCCAACUUUUUAGAACCUCUUCCUGCCUGGCCUGUUAAGGUGGUUUGCAGCUUUCUUAAGAUACCCUCACUCCCUGUGAAGUCAUUGCUCCAAAAUAUCUAUCAGGCUGUGAAUAUAUAUUAUAACUACACUGGCACUGCUAAAUGUCUGAAUAUAUCCCAGACUUCAACUUCCACCCUUGAUGAUAAAGGUUGGGAUUACCAGAGUUGCACAGAAAUGGUGAUGCCUUUAUGUACAGAUGGUGUAAAUGAUAUGUUUGAACCAAUGGAAUGGGAUUUCAAAUUGUAUUCUGACAUCUGCAAAAAGACCUGGGGAGUGCGCCCAAGACCUAACUGGAUCACCACGGUUUAUGGUGGGAAAAAUAUCAGUUCACACAGCAAUAUUAUCUUCAGCAAUGGUGCUUUGGAUCCUUGGUCAAGUGGAGGUGUGACUAAAUCUAUCUCCAGUACCUUGCCUGCUAUUUUUAUUCCUGAAGGAGCUCAUCAUUUAGAUCUACGUUCCAGUAAUAAACAGGAUCCUUCCUCGGUCCGAAAAGCACGAUCUCUGGAACUUAAUUAUUUUAAAAAGUGGAUAAAAGAAGCAAAAUUUCAAUCACAUGGCAGCUACAGUUCUAUAUGAACGUGGAAUAAAGUUCUUAAAGUUUGCUGAUUUCUCAAUUGAUUUACAAUAGUUCCUUUUUGGAGUUUGCUGUGGGGUAAUUUACACCUAUCAGGAUCCUGAUAUUCCUUACAAGAAAUUUUAUAUUUUGUAAUUGUGUCUAUAACUGAGUGAUACUAGUCUAAAACCAAGAGGAAGUAUCAAUCUAGUUUUUUUAAUCCCAUUUGGGCUUUGUUAAUCUGUUACCUUUUAUGUGCCGAUAUAACCAUUAACAUGUUUCAUUAUUAUUUUGUAUUAAUUUGCUUUCGUGAAUUGUGGUUUGCUGGUCAGAUCUUGAUUUCAAAUUUAAAUUGUAUUUUGCUGGAUUUGUGAACAUUUCCAUUGUUUGAAAACUGAAAAUGAUGUAAAACAAGUUUCAGUGGCUCAGACCUUGCCAUUUUAAGACUUGUAACUCAAAAUGCACAUCUUUUACUAUUAUAAUUUUUAAUAUUCUACCCAGUGCCUUUCAAUGUUACAUUUAUCCUGUUAUCAUUUGUCCUUUUGAUACCAUGCUGUACCUCUGAAUAAAUUAAAUUCAGUUUCUGCAUG
Molecule: messenger RNA, 2140 nt
Organism: Mobula hypostoma (lesser devil ray)
Lineage: Eukaryota; Metazoa; Chordata; Chondrichthyes; Myliobatiformes; Myliobatidae
Gene: prcp
Product: prolylcarboxypeptidase (angiotensinase C)
Exons: 9
Coding region: 95-1573 (492 amino acids)
Biological process (GO): negative regulation of systemic arterial blood pressure; proteolysis; angiogenesis involved in wound healing
Molecular function (GO): dipeptidyl-peptidase activity; serine-type exopeptidase activity
Source: RefSeq, a predicted model, not a curated record